This is a messenger RNA of Dreissena polymorpha, 2324 nucleotides long. RefSeq lists its product as uncharacterized. The coding region runs from base 58 to 1920 and encodes 620 amino acids. The transcript has 2 exons. The record is from RefSeq and is a predicted model, not a curated record. NCBI's taxonomy places the organism in Eukaryota, Metazoa, Mollusca, Bivalvia, Myida, Dreissenidae.
UUACUAUACACAUGAACGACACUACCUCAGAUUUCCGCAGACGACACCACAUCCUCAAUGGCGACGCAGUCAAAUGAUAUCAAUGGAGAUGAACACUCGAUCACAACAUACGGAGUGUCAUCACGACAGCGUUCACCAAACAACGUCAUACUGCAUGAAGACGCAAAAUCGUGGCUUCUGAAAAAACACGACACUAUAUUUCGCGAUAACUCCCAAGCGCAGACUACGAAACCAUUCAGUUAUCCGACGCCCCCUAAUCAAGGCUCCGGUUCCAGUUCCAUUGCGGUAUCAACAUUAAACGUUGGCGAAGUAGAGAACAGGAAGCAUGGAUCGAACAGUUUAAAACUGCCUAUUAUUCUCCCGCGACCCGUUAACAACGCUGUCCCCUCCCCGAGAGCAGUUAAAAACAGGAAGCAGCCCGUCUUCACCGUUCACAGCAUUCCGGUCGUGAACAACGCCCCCUACCUUGCACAACAACUGCUGACUCAGGCGACACCGGCCGCUCCCUUAACAUACAAGCUACCGCGCUACAAAUACCACGCCAUGGAGAGGCAUGUGAUGGGUUCAUCAGCGAUAAUCCUGCCCAGACCGGAUGUGCUUCUGGGAGUGGGUAACGGUACGAACGAGAUGUGCACCAAUAGCAGAACCCGAAACACACAAGCGGGAAAUAAGACACAACCGGAUGCGGUUAAUCGUUCAAAUGACAAAAGCGAUGCAUUGACUCCCCGGCGUGUAUUUCUAGUACAAAAGGAUGAUGAAAAUAAAGAGAUACUGAAAGCCUCUAACAGUACUGCAAUUAAUCUCCCGUUUACCGAGACUAAUGUGCAUAAUACCGUUGGAGCAUUUCUUCACUUUACUGUGAAAUCUGAAGAAAACGAGCAAAGCGCUCAAUCGGAAUCUUUUUGUGUCGAUCGACGUGAUGGAAUGCAAACGGAUACAGCAAUAGGAUCUCACGCCGGAAACCAAGAAGACCAUCUGAUGGAGGCUAUAAAUAGAGUCGCAAGUGGGGAAGCGGAAUUUGAAUCGCCCGAGACUCUCGCGAACAAGCGGAGAAAGACUGAAAUGCAGCCUUCUCAGCAAACACAGACUCCAACAAGACCAACCGGUAGUGCCAAUAUUCUUAAGGAUCAGGCUGAGAACGAUUUGCUACAGUCGCAUAUUGUUAAAACAGAAAGUGAUACAAAUGCGACGCGUUCGUCUAUGGAAAAAAGACCCAGCACGGUUCACGGAUUCGCAAAGACAAUGGAGUCUCUGACUCUGCGAUAUGGGAAGGCUUUUGUGUCACGUAACAUUGACGGCGUUAUGAAAUCGAGUAGUGACGCCAUAACGACUGUAGAGACCAACAAACUCGCCUUGGUUAAAGAUCAUCAUUUGUUGACAUCGAAGCCGAAUUCUUGUGAAAAUACGAAUAAGUCAAAGAACGUACAAUCGCCGUUAUUAAAAGAAGCAACUUCUACUCAAGGACUAAACGAACGUGCGCCAAAAAUUGAGAAAAACAAGUUAGAAGUAAGCAAAGAUAUUGGCCAUUCCGCGCAUUCGACGAGUAUCGUUCACUCACUUGUUUCAAAUACAGACUCUGAAUGUAACAGUCCACAAAGUUGUCCAAUCGUCAUAAACAAUGCGGAAACAACAAGGACACCCCUUACCGCUUCGAUAAACCCUGUUGUGCAGCUUAACAAGUUUUCUGGAAUUGAAGCCAGCUCAACAGUGAAAGUAGCCACAAGUAUCACCGGUCCGACGAACGCGAACACCAAGAAAAUUUACUUCAUUCUUAGUCACAAAGACAUUGAGACUCUCAAAGCCAAAAACAAACUAGCGAAACUCCCGAUUUCAUAUCAGAUUCCAAGCUCGGGCGAAGGGGCCAAUGGCUAUAACGCCUGCUACACAGAAUUCUGGCGCCGUAACGUCUGGAAGAUCUGACGUUCCUUACGGCGGCAACGUUACGGUGGCUGAGCUAUUGAAAAGAAAACGAGAGGCUAGUCAGAAAACAGCAGAAAGCAAGUCCAACGGCCCAAUUGAGUUAUUCAGUAGAACUGUAACAGAAAUUGAGCGCAGGAAAGUUUUAGCAAGCCAAUUUAAGGAUACUGUCAGCGUACCAAUUCGUGCACAUGAAAUGGUGAAAUCUAGCAAAUAUGCAACUUUGCAUGCCUCUGAGGGUAUAAAAGUGCUUCGACCUCAUGAUAUUGUGAUCAACAAAGAGGACCGAGCGUCAGCGUCACCGUCUAGUUCGCCUGUAGCAGGCAACUUAAAUUCGAGCCCAGAAAUCAAGCAAGCCACGAUCGACGCUCUGAAGCGCUUGACCUUCAGUGAUCAAGGGCAAGCAA